CUGUGCACUAUAUACAGUCUCCUCUAUAUUACACACUGUGCACUCUAUACAGUCUCCUCUAUAUUACACUGUGCUCAGGAGAACAUCAUGGAUUUCUUCAGUAAGAUCUUUAGGUCCAGCAGCAGAAGGAGCCCGGGCCCCUCCAUUCAGAAAUCCAAGGUGGACGAAUUCGACCCCCACGACACCAUCGACUUCGAUACACCAAGACCUGAUGUGGGAGAUGUGAAGUGCGUGACGGUCCUGAUGGUGGGCGCUGGGAGCCGCGGGAUGUGCUACGCCUACUAUGCUGUCAACUUCCCCAAGAGAAUGAAGGUUGUUGGAGCUGUAGAUCCUCGAUCUUGUACCAAAGACACCCUAAAGAUGAUGUUUACUAUAGAUGAAGAUAAGUUUUUUGAUGACUGGAGAGAAGCCGCAAAACUCGACAAAUUUGCCGAUGCGGUGAUAAUCGCCACCCCGGACAGGCUCCAUAAGGACCCAGCGAUAGCGUUCGCGCAGAAAGGAUAUCACAUUCUCCUGGAGAAGCCGAUGGCGGUCACCCCUGAGGACUGUCAUGAAAUAGUUAAUGCCUGUAAAGAAAAUGAUGUCAUGCUCGCGGUGGGACAUGUGAUGCGAUACCAUCCAGUUUCCAGGAAAAUCAAGGAUUUGUUGGAUUCUGGUGUCAUCGGAGACGUCGUUCACAUCCAGCACAUGGAGCCGGUUGGAUUCUGGCAUUUUGCUCACUCAUUUGUGCGAGGCAACUGGAGAAACGAAGAAGAGAGCACGUUUUCUCUGCUGGCAAAGUCCUGCCAUGACAUUGACCUGAUCUGUUACUGGAUGGGCGAUCGCAGAUGUGUAAAAGUGUCGUCCUUUGGGACCCUGUCUCACUUUACUAAAGAAAACAAGAACCCACAAAUCCAUCCCGAGGGGGUUCAGAUGGACGCUGUCAGCGUCCAUAAAAUCCCAGGAAGGAGUCUCCAACUCCCUGUGGCGCACAACCAGGCCCCCGUUCCGCGACAUGAAACGACCCACCACCCGACCACGACCACCGCCCACCACGGACGACCGAACGCGCCUCCCUCCACUUGA
Molecule: messenger RNA, 1065 nt
Organism: Hyla sarda
Lineage: Eukaryota; Metazoa; Chordata; Amphibia; Anura; Hylidae
Product: glucose-6-phosphate 3-dehydrogenase-like
Exons: 11
Coding region: 88-1065 (325 amino acids)
Molecular function (GO): nucleotide binding
Source: RefSeq, a predicted model, not a curated record